Brassicogethes aeneus is the source of this 2745-nucleotide messenger RNA. NCBI's taxonomy places the organism in Eukaryota, Metazoa, Arthropoda, Insecta, Coleoptera, Nitidulidae. The record is from the annotation of a GenBank genome assembly.
AUGUUGAAAGUUAAUGUAGUUUUUGCUGGAUUGUUUAUAAAACCUCAAAAUGAUGAAACUUCUGUUAAAUUUUUUCAAACUAAAAAUGAAAUUAUUAAUGUUAAUACCAAAUUGAAAGAUUGGUUUAAAGAAUUUGUUGUUGAUAGAAUUUUAUUAAAGUUGAGCGAGUUUCAGGAGAAGGAUAGCGGUUGGAGUUUGUAUAAAACUUUACAUUUAAAGGUUAAUAUUAACCAUUAUAACCCCAUUAAACCGGGCGUUUCUACAUACGUUUCCCUACCAGCUUUUGUUGCAAAGUCGAAAAGUGUCAUCAAUAUUCGAAAUAAUGAUGAGUAUUGUUUUUUAUAUUCAGUAGUUGCUGCAUUAUUUCCAGUUACUGAAAAUUCAACACGUUUAUCAUCUUAUCCAAAAUGUGUAAAUGUGUUAAAAUUUGAUAAUAUACAGUUUCCCAUUGCUCUAAAAGAUAUUCCAAAAUUUGAACUUAUGAACAAACUAUCUAUUAACGUUUUUACCAUUGAUGAUGAUGAGGAAAUUGUACCAUUAUGUUUAAGUAAAUUUGAUUAUUCACCAAGAAUUAAUCUUCUUUUAAUUUCAACUUUAAAUGAUCAAAUCAUUAUGAGCAAUGAACCUUGUAGUAGUCGAGAUGUUGUUGUUAAUUAUCAUUUUGCAUGGAUUAAAAAUUUAUCUCGACUACUCAAUAGUCAAGUGGGUAAUGUUAGAAAUGGAAAAUGGUAUUGCGAACGAUGUCUUAACCAUUUUUUAACUGAAGCUGUUUUAAAAAAACAUUUGGAUACUUGUAAAAUGUUGAAUGAUGUAAAAGUUGAACUUCCCACUGAGGAAACUAAAUUUUUACGUUUUAAAAAUUAUAAAAAUGAAAUAAUGGUUCCCUAUGUUGUUUAUGCUGAUAUUGAAAGUAUUUUGGUUGAUUACAAGGAUAAUAAUAUUAAUAUUGGUUGUAAGAGUAAAAAAAUUCAAAAACAUGAAGCAUUUAGUAUUGCUUACUAUCUAAAAUGUUCCUAUAACGAUAGCCUUUCUAAAUUUAACAUAUUUACUGGUAACAAUUGUGUUGAGUGGUUUGUUUAUGAGCUCGAAAAGAUUGCUAAACGUGUUGACUAUUUGCUGUCGAAUCCUGUUCCAAUGCAAAAGUUGUCACCAAAAGAUGAAAAGGAAAAAUUUUAUUUAGCAACAAAGUGCAUUUGCUGUGGAAAAGGGUUUGUGGGAAAAGAUAAGGUUAGGGAUCAUGAUCAUUUUACUGGACUAUUUCGGGGUGCGGCUCACAAUUCUUGUAACUUAAAAUUUACAAAAUCUCACGCUAUACCUGUAAUUUUUCACAACUUGAGUGGAUAUGAUAGUCAUUUUUUAAUUAAAGCUCUUAGUACCAAGGUAGAGGGUAACAUGAAUUUAUUACCAAUAAAUAUGGAGAGGUAUAUUUCUUUUACCAAAUUCAUUAAACAUACCAAAGUUAACUUGCGAUUUGUGGAUUCGUUUAGAUUUAUGGCUAGUAGCAUUAACAAGUUAUCUUCUUAUCUGAAGGAAUCUGAAAAGUUGAUUACUAAAAAAUUUUAUUUGGAUGAUGAACAGUUUAAGCUGGUUACAAGAAAGGGGGUAUUUCCCUAUGAGUACCUUAAUAGUUGGGAAAAAUUACAGGACACUUGUCUACCACCAAAAGAAAUGUUUUUUAGUAAAAUAACAAAUGAAGACAUUUCAGGUCACGAGUACAAUCACGCCCUUAAUGUAUGGCGAGAAUUUGAGUGUAAAAAUUUACAACAAUAUGCUGAAUUGUAUUUGAAAACUGAUGUUUUACUUUUGGCUGAUAUUUUUGAAAAUUUUCGAAAGUCUUGUUUGGAAACUUACAAGUUGGACGCGCUUCACUAUUUAACAGCUCCUGGUUUGGCCUUUGAUGCUAUGCUUAAGGUUACUAACGUUUGCUUGGAACUCUUGACUGACAUGGAUAUGGUUAAUUUUAUUGAAAGAGGUAUACGGGGUGGUAUUUCACAAUGUUCCAAUCGCUACGCUAAAGCAAAUAAUAAAUAUAUGGGUACAGAUUAUAAUACCAAUGAACCUCAAUCUUAUCUAAUGUAUUAUGACGUAAAUAACCUUUACGGAGCCGCUAUGAGCUUUGCCCUACCUACAGGUGAUUUUCAGUGGUUAGAUGUUGAUAAUGAUGACAUAAAUAUAUUUAAAAUUUCCAAGUCUAGCGAAUACGGGUUCAUUUUUGAGGUUGAUCUUUGUUACCCUCGUGAACUUUUUGAAACUCAUAAAGAUUUACCUCUUUGUCCUGAGCAUUUGGUACCACCAAUUUCAUCCGACUUGAAAAAUCCCAAAUUAUUGACUACUUUUUAUGAAAAGAAGAACUAUGUAAUUCACUAUUUAAAUUUAAAACAAGCUCUACAGUUGGGAGUGAAAGUGGAUAAAAUUCAUAGAUGUUUAAAGUUUAAUCAAUCGACUUGGUUAAAAAAAUAUAUAGAUUUAAAUACUGAAUUACGAAAGGCAGCUGGAAAUGAGUUUGAAAAAAAUUUAUACAAGCUUAUGAAUAACGCAGUGUUUGGAAAAACUAUUGAAAAUGUAAAGAAAUACAGAACGGUGAAAUUGGUUACCAAGUGGUCGGGACACUAUGGUGCCAACUAUUAUAUAUCUCAACCGAAUUUUCACAGCUGUAAAAUUUUCAAUGAAAAUAUGAUACUUGUCGAAAUGAAAAAACUUAAAAUUAAAUUUAACAAACCGAUUUAUGCGGGUAUGAUUGUAUAG